CCGGUCUUUGCGUUCCACCGUGGUUACGCCCCCAUACUGCACUGCGCAGCCGUAAGCAUGUCUACGCGAUCCAAGGUGGUCCUUGGAAUCUCGGUCCUCCUGUCCGGGGCCACGGUUAUUGGGGUCCACAUUAAGCAGAAGCUGGAUAGAGAGAGACUACGUGAGGGUGUUUAUCGGGACAUUGAAAGACAGAAUCGUAAACAGGAAAACCUCCGUCUCUUAGAGGAACAGAUUAAUUUGACCAGACAGCUUGAGGCUCAACGUGACAAAAUGAUCUUAAGUGAAAGGCCGAACAAAUCUUAAAAAUUGCAGAAGCUGGCAUGUUAAAAAAUUCAACAUC
Pelobates fuscus (common spadefoot toad) is the source of this 340-nucleotide messenger RNA. RefSeq names its product protein PET117 homolog, mitochondrial. Gene Ontology annotation, biological process: mitochondrial respiratory chain complex IV assembly. Gene Ontology annotation, cellular component: mitochondrion. The transcript has 2 exons. Lineage: Eukaryota; Metazoa; Chordata; Amphibia; Anura; Pelobatidae. The record is from RefSeq and is a predicted model, not a curated record. The coding region runs from base 58 to 303 and encodes 81 amino acids.